AUGGACGAAGGUCAUGCACUCUUGAGCUCCGAUAAUAUAGAUUUUGAAUUGGCUGAUAAGACCUCAACUAAUGUUGUAGAUCAAGCAAAACACACAAAUGGUACGUCAAAGUAUCUUGUUGUAAAUGACAAGAACAAAUUCAAAUGGAUAGGCCCUUUUGAAGGUCUCAAAAAUUUGAUGAACGAAUUGACCGGCAAAGAAACAAAAUGGUCGUCUCCCGGCGGCUAUUGUAAGUUGCUUGAGCUGAAUGAAGUUGUUGUAAGAUGGUAUUCAGAUAGUAACUCACUUACAAUUAAUGGAAAGUUGUGUGAUGAGUUUAAGACUCAACUUAUUGAUCUCAACAAACAGCUACAGUUAGAAUCCGAAGACACAAAUGCUGCCUGUGUCUCUGGUAAUGGCGAAAUAUCAAUCAACUUUGAUGAGGAAGUAGCAAGUAACGAAAGCGAGAAUCAAAUUUCCAGUGGUCAGUUAAACGAGUAUGAAUCAUUGCUUAAUACCGUAAGAAGCCUUGAGGCGAAGUUGGAAAGUAGGAUAAAUGAUCUCGCAAGCGAAGUGCACGAGACUAGACUAGAAUUACAAGUCGAGAAAAUUGCGCGAGGGAACCUAGAAGCUGAAUACACAGAACUUGCAAGCGAAGCUCUGGAGAUAAGAUCAGAAUUAGAUAUCAGGAACCUCGCAAGAGACGAGAACGAAAUCAUUAAGUCUCGUGACGAAUCAAUAUCUACGGUUUUUAAUAAGGGAUUUCUCGUUAAAGAGAACGCUAGUCUUAAAGAUGAAAAUGCUUUACUUAAACAGCAGAUUAACAACUACAAAUGUAUUACAUCGGACUUGAGAACAAAGGUCAAAGAUUUAGAAAAUGAAAAAGACAGCUUGGUCACCGUCAUUAAAAUUCUACAAAGUGAGCAAGAACAACACAAAACUGAGGCAUUGUCAUCGUGGAAUGUCGUAAACAGACACAAGAAAAGCACUAAAAGCCGAAACGCCUUAGAACAAAAUCCCAGUGGAAAACAUCAACGACACGAUUUGCAAUUACAAAAUCAAUUCAUUGAUCUGAGUGAUUGCGAAAGCGACGGCAACGAAAGCAACACAGAUAUAUCAGCCAAACAUGGAGAGAAGCCAAGGCAAAGCGGAGACAAACCAAACCAACGCCGAAGCGGGCAAAAUAGUCGAAAGAUCGAAAGACGCCAGCAAUCCAAAGGAAACAUACAAGAUCGUCAAUCAAAUUUGGACGAACGGAAAGAUAAAAGCGAACCCAAAGCGACAAAACAAAGGGCAACCUAA
Messenger RNA from Paramuricea clavata, 1281 nucleotides. NCBI's taxonomy places the organism in Eukaryota, Metazoa, Cnidaria, Anthozoa, Malacalcyonacea, Plexauridae. The record is from the annotation of a GenBank genome assembly.